AUGGAUCGACCUUGGGUGCAUAGCAAAUUGUUUUCUCCCGAGCACAUUGAUGGUGUGAAAGAAUUUAUGAGCUUCAUUCGUGAAAAAUUCAGUGAUAAGGUUGAGAUUCUGUGCCCAUGUGGUAGAUGCCUUAAUCAGAAGUAUCAAUGUCAAGCUAUAGUGAAGAAGCACAUAUUGAUUAAUGGAAUGGACAGUAGUUAUACUCGAUGGAUUCAUCAUGGAGAGAACUCGGAUGAAGAUGUUAUUAAUGAUCCUAUUGAUGUUCAUGACAUAGAUAUGACAGAUGAUGACAACUAUGGUGUUGAUCCUUUAGAAGCAGUUUUAGGCGACCUAAACACUGCUGAAGAACAAACAAGACAUGAUGGAGAAAAUCUGGAAGCUGAUGCAGAACCUGAUAAACAAGAUUCAUUUUUCAAAAUAGCCAUGAGAGAGGCAAAGCGUCAACUUUAUCCUGGUUGUACAAAAUUCUCAAGGUUCUCUUUUGUGGUAAAGCUGCUUCAUAUGAAGUCAUUAUAUAGGAUAAGCAAUUCUGCUUUUUCUGCAGUAAUGAAGCUAUUGACUGAAGCAUUCCCGGAAUGGAAUACACUCCCAAAAUCAUAUAAUGAAGCAAAGAGUCUUCUAAAGGAAUUAGGCCUUGGAUAUGAAUCAAUACAUGUGUGCUCCAAUAAUUGUGCGCUAUUCAGGAAGAAAUAUGCCAAGCUUGACAAUUGUCAUGUUUGUGGUCUGUCAAGAUGGAAGGACCCAGAAAGGAAGAAGAUACCAAAAAAAAAAGAUCAGGACGAGGAAGCGGAAAAAGAACACGAUGCAUUUGAAUUGUUCCAAAUGUGCCACUUCAGCAAGAAAAAGGGCUACACACCUGCUGUACAAUCAGUUAUUACUGAAAUGGACACCCAACUGGCUGCACAACCAACAGAAGGUGAACAACCCAAGUCUGUGCUUCAGGUUGUAGCUAAUGUGCUUGAGCGCAACAACAAGAAGAGCGUGUUCCUUCAGUAUGUGGGGAUGCAGACUAAGCAACCAAGGUUGAGUGCACAACUAGAAGCAGAGAAGAGGGAAAAUGCUGAGCUUCGAUUGAUUGUCAGCAACCAGCGUGAACAAAUGGAAGGCUUGAGCAAGAAGCAAGCUGAAUUGGAGGCUAAACUAGACCUUGCUUUGGGUGCUGUUCUGGAACUUUUGCUGCCUUUGCUCCUAGAAUCAAACUGCUACCUAUAUGUGCUGCAGGUCUUGCUGGUGUGGAGGAACCUGAAUGCACAACCUGGUUGCUGCUUGGUGCUCAGUCCUCAGACUUUUGCUGUUUUUGGGUUUCUGUCAUGA
Panicum virgatum (switchgrass) is the source of this 1314-nucleotide messenger RNA. RefSeq lists its product as uncharacterized. The transcript has 4 exons. The record is from RefSeq and is a predicted model, not a curated record. Bases 1 to 1314 code for a protein of 437 amino acids. NCBI's taxonomy places the organism in Eukaryota, Viridiplantae, Streptophyta, Magnoliopsida, Poales, Poaceae.